This is a messenger RNA of Acanthoscelides obtectus, 1431 nucleotides long. Lineage: Eukaryota; Metazoa; Arthropoda; Insecta; Coleoptera; Chrysomelidae. The record is from the annotation of a GenBank genome assembly.
CGUCAACGUCAUCUAGAGCCCAAAACGUCGUCGAUGAUUCAGAAUUUUCUACAGAACAUCUGCUUUCCUCAGGAGUGCCUCAAGGUGGCAUACGUGAACCUCGGCGCAGCCCUAGUCGCCAGUGGCAGGUGUCAAGAAGCAGCUGCCAUUCUGAGACGAGCCACGAGGCUCGACGGAGCAGAAGUGAGAGACAGGCGGGAGCACGAGGCAGCUAGGAUAGCAGCCUUGUUGAGGCUAGGUUCGCUCUAUGCUGAGCAGGGGAGACUACAGAGGGCGCUGGCAGCGUAUAGAGAGGCCGCUGAUUCGCUGCCGGAUAACUACCCUAAACAGAGCGUGUUCAACGUAUUGGGUGAAACACUGGCUCGUUUGGAGCAAGAUGAAGAAGCAGAGAGGUGGUACAUUGCAGCGCUCCACGCACAACCUGAUCAUGUUCCUGCUCACAUCACCUACGGGAAGCUGCUGGCCAAAAAUAUAAGCAGAGCUCAGGAGGCCGAACAGUGGUUUCGUAAAGCUCAGCGAUUGGCGCCUCAAGAUCCAGGAGUUUACCAUCACUAUGGUGAGUUCCUGGCGUCGUAUCGAAGAUACCACGAAUCUGCGGAGAUGUACUCGAGAGCGGCCGAACUGAAGCCUGAAGACUACGAACUGGCGGUAGCCGCAGCUACGGCGGCUAGACGUGCAGCUCGAUUCGCAGAAGCCGAGAAAUGGUAUCGGAGAGCCGUGGAUAUCAACCCCAAGGUUGGAUGAGAUAUAUUUUAUUCUUGUGUAUGGGUCCUCAAGACAACAUACAGGAAUCGAAAAGUCACACCAACCUAGGCGCUAUCUUACAUUUGAACGGCAAGUACCACGAAGCUGUGCUCAGUUACGAGAAGGCUCUAAAACUGAAGCCAAACGACGUCACGACGUUGACCAAUCUGCACAAACUAUAUUCUGUGAUGAACUAGGAAAGGGUAGAAAUCCUGAUGGAGACUGAAUGAAGAAUAUAAGAUUUUGAACAACAAACGGCCAUUUUCUGUGUAUUAAUUCGCUCAAAAUUUCUAUCAAUUAGAACACGCUUCCAUGUUUUUCGAUUUCAUUUUAAAAGGAGUCCAGCACGAUUUUUUUUUGAAAUGGCCAAAGUUGACCAAAGGCAUUGAUAAGAAAUAUUAUGUAGUUUUUAGCUAAAAGACGUUUGGAAAUUAUUGGUCAGGAUUUUAAAAUCCUUGAAAUCAUCUUUUUAAUACUGUAUUGCUUUCUGUGUGAUAUUAAAGCGAACAAUAAUUGUAAACACCUCACCCGAAUUUUUUAUAUUUUUCUGAUAAAUAUCCCCCGUUUCCAGCUUAACGUCGACUUCUGGGACACCCUGUAUAAGCCGAAACCAGGUGAUAGGCAAAGUCAUAACAGCUAUCAGAAAAAUAUUUAGAAAAUUUUUAUGUAUGUGUUUUGAAAAUUAUA